GGACAAGCAGCCAAAAUGCGUGAAUGUAUUUCAAUGCAUGUCGGCCAAGCCGGAGCCCAAAUGGGCAAUGCCUGUUGGGAGCUUUACUGCCUGGAACAUGGCAUCCAGCCAGAUGGACAGAUGCCCUCUGACAAGACAAUUGGAGGAGGUGAUGACUCAUUCAACACCUUCUUCAGUGAGACCGGGGCUGGGAAACAUGUGCCUCGAGCGAUCUUUGUUGAUCUGGAGCCCACUGUCAUUGAUGAGGUGCGUACAGGUACCUACCGUCAGCUCUUCCACCCAGAACAAUUAAUCACAGGGAAGGAAGAUGCAGCCAACAACUAUGCCCGUGGGCACUACACUAUUGGCAAGGAGAUAAUUGAUUUGGUUCUGGACAGGACUCGCAAGCUGGCUGAUCAAUGCACAGGCUUGCAGGGAUUCCUCAUCUUCCACUCCUUUGGCGGCGGCACUGGCUCUGGUUUCACAUCACUCCUCAUGGAGCGUCUGUCUGUUGAUUAUGGGAAGAAGUCCAAACUUGAGUUUGCUGUCUACCCAGCACCUCAAGUGUCAACAGCAGUUGUAGAGCCCUACAAUUCCAUUCUGACCACUCACACCACCCUUGAGCAUUCCGACUGUGCUUUCAUGGUAGACAAUGAAGCCAUCUAUGACAUUUGUCGCCGAAACCUCGACAUUGAAAGGCCAACCUACACUAACCUUAAUAGGCUGAUUGGCCAGAUUGUAUCAUCUAUCACAGCCUCUCUUCGCUUUGAUGGCGCUCUGAAUGUUGAUCUGACAGAGUUCCAGACCAAUUUGGUGCCGUACCCUCGUAUCCACUUCCCUCUAGCCACAUAUGCCCCAGUCAUCUCUGCGGAGAAAGCCUACCAUGAGCAGCUUUCUGUAGCAGACAUCACCAACGCCUGCUUUGAGCCCGCCAACCAGAUGGUCAAGUGCGACCCUCGUCAUGGCAAAUACAUGGCCUGCUGUCUGCUGUAUCGUGGUGAUGUGGUUCCCAAAGAUGUCAACUCCGCCAUUGCUGCCAUCAAGACCAAACGCACCAUCCAGUUUGUGGAUUGGUGUCCCACUGGCUUCAAAGUAGGCAUCAACUACCAGCCUCCAACAGUUGUCCCUGGAGGAGAUCUGGCCAAGGUGCAGAGGGCAGUGUGCAUGCUGAGCAACACCACAGCCAUUGCUGAAGCCUGGGCCCGCCUGGAUCACAAGUUUGAUCUGAUGUAUGCCAAGAGGGCCUUUGUGCACUGGUAUGUGGGAGAGGGAAUGGAGGAAGGAGAGUUCUCAGAGGCCAGAGAGGAUAUGGCUGCCCUGGAGAAGGAUUAUGAAGAAGUUGGUACUGACAGCAUUGGCGAAGAGGAUGAAGAGGGAGAAGAGUACUGAGGUGUCAUUGCUCAGUCUUUGAAGUUACAAGGUCCAAAUAUUCAGUAAUGCCAUUGACCUGGUCUGUUGGCUGUGAUUGCGCAGUUAAUAAAUAUUACCAAGCAGCAUCAA
Messenger RNA from Syngnathus acus (greater pipefish), 1479 nucleotides. RefSeq names its product tubulin alpha chain. The coding region runs from base 16 to 1368 and encodes 450 amino acids. Gene Ontology annotation, biological process: microtubule cytoskeleton organization; mitotic cell cycle. Lineage: Eukaryota; Metazoa; Chordata; Actinopteri; Syngnathiformes; Syngnathidae. Gene Ontology annotation, cellular component: microtubule; cytoplasm. The record is from RefSeq and is a predicted model, not a curated record. The transcript is spliced from 4 exons. Gene Ontology annotation, molecular function: structural constituent of cytoskeleton; GTP binding.